Messenger RNA from Leptidea sinapis, 1124 nucleotides. RefSeq lists its product as uncharacterized. The record is from RefSeq and is a predicted model, not a curated record. The transcript is spliced from 5 exons. Lineage: Eukaryota; Metazoa; Arthropoda; Insecta; Lepidoptera; Pieridae. The coding region runs from base 161 to 826 and encodes 221 amino acids.
AGUGAAAGUGAAUGAAUGUCGGAGGCUUAAUUAGAGAGGCAGGCGGCGGUUGCCUCAGUUGUUUCCAUACCGUCGCGACCACCGCCUGCGUCCGACGUCCGUAGCCGUGCGCUGCUCACUCCGCCCAUUGACUACGAUCGCCAAACAACAUAUUACCAAGAUGAGCCGGCACAACUGCUUGGCGCUGACAGCACUGCUUGCCGUCCUGUGUGUUGCUGAUGCUCAGCGGCGACUUGCUCUACCAGACCCGAGGAGUUGUGCUAACAGGGUCCGCCAUUCGACAUACAGAGAUGCGCGAGGAGUCCACCAUUCGUACUUCUUCAGCUGGGAACAUGCGCCAACACGCAACUUGGAAGUCGACUGGCUUGACGCCAGAAAUAUAUGUCGCCGACACUGUAUGGACGCCGUUUCGCUAGAGACCCCGCAAGAGAACGAGUUCGUGAAGCAAAGAAUAGCCCGCGGGAACGUCAGAUACAUUUGGACGUCCGGACGUAAAUGUAAUUUCGCUGGAUGCGACCGUCCCGACCUCCAACCCCCCAAUCUCAACGGUUGGUUCUGGUCCGGAUCCGGCGCUAAGAUCGGACCAACCGCCCAACGCAACACCGGCGACUGGUCCUACACUGGGGGUUACGGUCAGCAACAACCCGAUAACAGAGAAGCUGCUCAGGGCAACGAUGAAUCCUGCUUGGCAAUUUUGAACAACUUCUACAAUGACGGCAUCAAGUGGCACGACGUGGCCUGCCAUCACGUGAAGCCGUUCGUGUGUGAGGACAGCGACGAGCUCCUCAACUUCGUCAGGUCACGGAACCCAGGACUGCGCCUAUGAACAUUGCUACAACAAAACUCCUUACUUUAAACACGCAGCUUAAGUCUUCUUAGCUGACGUUAAUGUACAAAAUCCAGUGGCUAAUUUAAGUUUAUUUAUAUUACCUACUAAAAAUGAUGCCCUUUUACUUCAACCAAUGUACCUUUUAUCUAUCCCUUUUUUAACUGUUUUCCAUUAUAGAAAACGUGUGCAAAUAUUUCGUUGCAAGACGAAUGGGAGUAAUUUUAUUGUAUAAAGUUGGUAUCGCACAAGUAUUAGGUUAACAUAACUUAUAUAGAAGUAAAUGAUUAUCUUAUAA